Molecule: messenger RNA, 1407 nt
Organism: Suhomyces tanzawaensis NRRL Y-17324
Lineage: Eukaryota; Fungi; Ascomycota; Pichiomycetes; Serinales; Debaryomycetaceae
Gene: PEX12
Product: ubiquitin-protein ligase peroxin 12
Exons: 1
Coding region: 1-1407 (468 amino acids)
Biological process (GO): protein import into peroxisome matrix; protein monoubiquitination
Cellular component (GO): peroxisomal importomer complex; peroxisomal membrane
Molecular function (GO): ubiquitin-protein transferase activity; zinc ion binding; protein binding
Source: RefSeq, a predicted model, not a curated record
AUGGAGUACUAUUCAUCUUUGGAUGCAUCACAGCUCGACUCGGAGACACCCACGCUCUUCGAGUUGAUCUCGGCUGGCCAAUUGGAAUCGUUGUUAUCGCCUUCCUUGCGGUACAUCUUGGUGCACUAUGCUAGCAAGUAUCCUUACUACCUCUUGAGGGUCAAUAACCACUUUGACGAGCUCAACCUUGCAUUCCGAAGCUUUGUGGAGUGGUACUUCUUCAAGUACUGGCAAGGCUCGUUCACUGAGAACUUUUAUGGGUUGAAAAGAGUAAACCAAACUCCUAUCUCCGAUUCAAAGUACAAUAGUGGAAAGUUGACCCAGUUGGUGCCCUCAAUGAUUGAGGAAAGAAGGGCAUUGACUGGGUUUCAGAAGGCAGUCUCCAUAUUCGAAGUUACUGGCGUUGCUUACAUUUCAGAAAAGUUGGAAUACUUGCAUGAAACAUGGUACACCAAGUUCAUCACCAAUCAACUCAACCCCAGCGAGGGAAACACUAACGAGGAAAACCUCAAGAUCAACUUGAAGAGGAUAUACGUUCAAGUUUUUCCCUACUUGCAAAGCACAUACAGGGCUGGAAACCUCAUCACCACAUUGAUGUAUUUGAGUGGAAAAACCAAAUCACCUACAUUACUAACCUAUUUAUUCAACAUCAAUUACUCCAGAUUGAAUCUGUAUGACUACUCCAAGAACGAGCCUUCUGUUUCCAGCAAGUCGAAGACCAAAAUUAAUAAGGUCUCACCUCCAACAACCCUCGAUUAUAUUAUAAGGCUUUUAACCAAGAAUUUCACUAGGCCAUCGUGGAAAGUAAUCAAGUUCCUUUUGGGUACCUUUUUCCCGGUUGCAAUUUUCUCGUUGAAGUUUUUGGAAUGGUGGAAUAACUCGGGAUUCUCAUCCAAGCUCUUGAAGAAUCAGGGUAAUGUAUUGGAUUUCACAUUACCCCCACCAUCAACUUUGGCCAAAGCCUUAAGGGAUUCUAGAGGUGCUCAAAGCGAAAAGUCCGUCACGAACAAGGUCUACCGUUCUGGAAAAACAUGUCCUUUGUGCAAAAACGAACUUACGAACCCUGCAAUUAUCGAGACUGGUUACGUUUUUGACUAUUCAUGCAUUUAUAAUUACCUUGAAAAAUCGCAUAUUCUAGUCUCAGAAAAGGCUAGCAGGAAAUCUGAUAGUGCAAAGCAAGAUGAUGAUGAUGAUGAUGAUGAUGAUGAAGAUGUUGACGAAGACGAUGAAGACGAUGGAGAAGAUGAAAAGGGCGAGGCUGGAACUUCAAAGGAGGUGGAGAAGAUCUCUUAUGACAUUAACAAGGGUGGAAGAUGCCCUAUUACAGGUAGAAAGCUAUUAGGUUGUAAGUGGAAUGCAAUUAAGGAGGAAUGGGAUAUUGAGGGUAUACGAAGACUUAUAUUUUAG